GCAGUACCUGCCCAUCUGCUGUUGCCUUCGAAGGAGGAGUGACCUAGAAGUGUCAGGACGUCAGUCAUGGGUUGUAUUCUUUUUCACUCUGAAUUUAUCUGGGAGCUAUUGUAGUGAUUCAGAGGAAUGUCUGAAGCUGUGGAGAGUUUUCCUGUUGGAAGAGCAGCCUAUGCCUGCCUUAGCCAUACUCACCCUUAUAUUCACAGUUAACUUUUCAAAAGGCAGUCAUCAACUUCUGAGAGCCCUACAGUAUGAUUCUGUUGGAGCAGCUUUUCUUGCGUCUUUUUUUCUUUUUGUUUGAAUCAUUCCUGGAAUCAGUUGAGAGCUGAUUACUGAGGAUGUCUACUUCUUUCCUGGGCCCCAUCAUCCAAGGUCUUAGUGAAAAUCUUUCACUAAGGUGAAAGGUCUUUCAUUACUUAGUGAAAAUCUCCUUUCAUUUGAUCUUUCCUCUUUUGGCCUUUUUCUAUACUUCUUCUGUCUCAUGUUGACUUUCAUGCUCAUUGUGUUGCGUGGGACCUUCUCCCCUUUUGAGCGUGAAGGAAGCUCCAUGUUCAUCUGGGAAGCAUUACUUUUGCUAUUUAAAACAUUCCCAGAUUACCAUGAUAUUUUUUAAAUUUAGAGGCCAAAUAUAAAUAUAUUUUCUGCACACUCUUAGAGUAUUCAACCUUUUCUAAAGACCACAUAAGCUUCGUUAAUAAAAGUAGUGGUAGGCUGGCUAUUAGAACCACCUCAGCUAUGGAACUUAGUACCAUUGCUGCUCUUUUGCCAGUGCAUGACAACCACUGAUAUCUGCUGCACUUUUGUUUGUUUGUGUGUCUGGUAACUGAUAAUUUUUCUGUUUCUUGGGAAAUAGAAAGCAUAAAGGUAAAUCAGAAAGUUCUGGUUUGCUUUUGUUCAAAUAUAUAUGUAUAUGCAAGCUAUGUGUUCUUCAGAAGAGUUCAAGAGUGGAAGGAACAUUACAGUAUUAGUUUAUUAUUAGCAAUAAUAAAAAAAAAUUAAAAAAAUCUUAAAACCAAUCCUUCACUGUCAGUUUGAGAAGAUAGUGUUUUACAUACUCUGCAUGAUACAAAUCGAUUGUUGGGGUCAGUAGACAAGAGAAGGCACCUCAUCAAAAUUAUCCUGAAGAGAUGUGUCUUUUUUGCAGAGUUUGUGAUUCUCAGCUUUUUGUCUGAGGAGGGGUAUGAUUGUACGUAAUGUAAGAAUCAGCUGAAUCAAAUAUGUUUCUUUUCUCAUUCACAGUCUGAAUUACCAAGAUACUUAGGUAGUGUGUGUUUGAGCCUUUCCACCUGCAGAUAUAUAAUAACCUUCCCUCUUGUUUUUACCUCAGUCGUGUAAAAGGUUUUUUUGGUGUCUGUGCUGGUUUAUGCAGUUCCCAGCUCUGGCUGCACUCUCCCCGUGCUACCCCUUCAGCUGGCUGGUGUAGCUGGUUGCAGGGGCUCUGGAUGAACUGUCAGAAAACUGACCUGAAUUAAAAUACUCUUUUUUGGAUAGGUUCCUUUGUAAAUUGGGUGAGUUGUUUUGUCUGGUUCCUGUGUAGUUUCACAACUGUAACUGAGCGACUGGAAGGAAGGUACCAGAGUAAGAGUGAGGGAGAGGAGAUAGGAUCUACUUAAACCAUUGCUUCUGCCGAAGGAAUUGAACAUGGCACAUGGCCAUGGAGGCUAUGAUUCUGAUUUCAGUGAUGAGGAGAGUGGAGAGAAGUCUCUGCAAAAAACUAAAAGAAUAGAGGAGGAUGGCCUUCUGGUAAAGCCGUUCCAAAAAGCAAAGCAAGGCAGUGUGGUUCACAGACAAUUCGCAGCUGAAGAAUGUGAUAGGGAAGAAGCAAGAAAAAGAAGAUUUCACUUGAUAUCAAUGAGUGCUUAUGAAAGACAUAAAAAGUUAGUGCAUGACUACAUUUUAUACUAUGGUGGCAAAAUAGAGGACUUCCGACGAACUGGAGCAAAUGACAAGACGGAUCUUGAUGUUAUUAGAGAAAACCACAGAUUCCUGUGGAAUGAAGAAGACGAAGCAGACAUGAAUUGGGAGAAGAGGCUUGCAAAGAAGUAUUAUGAUAAACUGUUCAAAGAAUACUGCAUAGCAGAUCUCAGCAGAUACAAAGAGAAUAAGUUUGGAUUUAGAUGGCGACAUGAGAAAGAAGUAAUUUCAGGAAAAGGUCAGUUUUCCUGUGGAAAUAAGCACUGUGAUGAGCAAGAAGGCCUGAAGAGCUGGGAGGUGAAUUUUGGUUACAUUGAGCAUGGUGAAAAGAGGAAUGCACUUGUGAAGUUGCGACUAUGUCCAGAAUGUUCCUACAAACUAAACUUUCAUCACCGGAGGAAAGAAGUCAAAACACACAAGAAAGGAGGCACAGCUGUACAGGACUCUAAAGAGCCAAAAAAUAAGAAGACUAAAUUUUCUCGUUCAACAAAAAAGAAGUCCAAAAAAAAGACCCAUAAAGAUCAGGUUUCUUCAGAAGAUUCAGAUAGUUCUGAUAAAGAUUCUAAUAACAGUGAUGCAGAAGAUGGUCCUUCAGAUGCUGACUUUUGGAAAGGUCCCCUACAAGAUGCAGAUGAAAAAUCACGGGAGGAGGAGUUUGAUGAGUAUUUUCAAGACUUGUUUCUCUAAACCUUGAAAUUGAUAUAGGCUGACUUUCUUCGUGAAUUGUCAAGAUGGAAGUCUGGAAAUCCAGUCAUAAUUUACCGGAGACCUCUUUCUUCCAGCAUACGUUUUCUUCAGUCACUCAUAUGAACAAUUUGGGUAGAUUAUCUUUGUAGAAGGCUUCAAAUCUAAAAACUUUGUCUCUUAUGAUAGGUUGCAUACUCAUGAAACAAGAGAAAUAACUCUUUCAGUGCAAAAGAUAUAUGGCACCCAGACUUAAACAAACAAGAAUAUAUGGUUUAUUAACAUUACAUCAGAAGUUCACUGCUUUUUAUUUUAUCCCAAACUUCAGGUAUUGUCAGAUUUUUAUGAAGGAGCAUUUGUAAGUUUCUGUGAGUAGUUUAAAGCCAUACACUUUAAUAUAUUUGUAUUUUUAAUUUAUUUAACAAGAGGUAAUAGCCUUAAAUUUAUUGGCCAUGUAGACUUUAAUAUUCAGGUAUUAGUCUCUGUAAGUAUUUUUAAGUGUUAUUGGAGAAGUUCAAGUUUUAUCAAAUAUGUACUCUGCUUGAAUUAAGUAAAUUGUGAAAUGUCUCCCAUAGUCCUUUAAAAAGUUCAGUUUAUUGUGACUUUGUUUUAAAUUUUAGCUAGAAUGCGAUGUGUCUUAUAAUUCCAUUUAUAAAAAUUUGGUUGGUAUUUUUGGUGUAAAACAUACAUGUGUGGCUUUCUACCGGAGAUGUACAUGUGACUUUUAUGUUAUCUGUGGCUUCUGAUCUCCUUUCCAUUAACUGAAUGUUAAUCCUUCUUUAAAGUGUAAUCCUAAAUAUACAAGUAAAGCAUGUAUAUUGCUUGAGAAACGUACUGGAUUUGUAUUCCUCUUCAAGGUGCAACAUAUCUUUAAAGAUUCAUUCAGUUAUGUUUCACAAGAAACAGUCUGCACAUGAACAAGUACAGUGGGUGUUUUUUUCUGUCAGGUGCAAAUUACUUUGGAUACGAAGAACAAACUUUUUUAAAUUAAAUUUUCAUGUUAUUCUGAGGAAAGUUACUAUUGUAUAAAAUAUAUCUUUUGAUAAGUACUUUUCACUGUAGAUAUAUGUAUACAAACUAUUUAUAGUAUUUGAUGUGGAAAAAGGAACAGCAGAGAUGGUUGCAGUGUAUUUAUGAACAUUUAACAUGCACUCAUGUGAAUAAGUUGAGAACUCUAUUUACAAGUAUUACUUAACAAAAUUACAUUUUGAACAGUUUGUACUUACAUAAUAGAUGACAGUACAAGGACAUAUUUAGGGUGUCCUUGAGUAAGAAAUAAAUGUAACCUUGCAUGAAGGCUUCUUUAGGUAAGAAGGUGGAUUUAAAGGUUAAUUCUCUGUCAUCUUGCAAGCUUGGUUGAGAGUCAAAUCCAAUCUGCAGCAAUCUGCUUACACGUGUGCAACUUGCCCAAAGGGGCUUUUGUCGAAUGCGUUGCUAUAUUUGUUGCUUCAAGUAUUGUAUAUUAAGUAUGUGUUCUGGAUAACUAACUCCUCUUUGGGUCUUUAAAAUACAUUUAUAAAAAUUUACAGUAUACAUAGUAAAUACAUAAUUUAAUACAGUUUGAAUAAAAUUACAUUAUCAAACAACCUUGAAAUAGUUUUCUUUAGUAGCUGCAUUUAAUACAGAAAAUAACACAUGAUAUACCCAGUUUUAUGUCAUAACUGUUUGCAUAAAAUAUUUGGCUCAUUUAUAAGUCAGGAUGUUUUAAGUGUUUGGGUUUUUUUUGUGGAUUCCUUUAAUUUUGAGUGAUAAUUGUACACAGUAUCUCUGUUCAUAGAGCGUUCUUAGAAAGGUGUAUAUAGAGCAAUUCACUGAUUCUCCCUUCUCUGUGAAUACUGAGGGCCCUUCAGAGGGGAAAAAAAGUGUGGGUCUUCUUUGUUUAAAGGGGGAGGAAAAGUGGCAGGAUUGAGUCUGCAUGUUGAAUUUACUUAUUGCAGGAACUGCGUUUGACAUCCAUCUCCUUGGAUUUGGAACUGGUUCCAGUGAAUACUCAGAUCUGUGCAUAAUAUACCAGCCAUUUCCCCUCCUCCCUCUGCAGGAGGAGCUGGCUUUGCAAGACCUGAGUAGAAUGAAUGGAGUGGACUGUCAUUGUUCAAGAACAGGUUUUGGUAGCUCUUCAUUGUUCAUGAGGAGCUAAUUUGUGUGCAGUCUGUCUCUGGUAUUAGAGAGAGAGGUAAUGUGAAUUCUAAUGUGCUCUACCUCUUUUCCUUUCCCUUCUCAUUAUUAAAUUGUUGCCAACUAAUUGGUUUUGAAAUACUUUAAUUUAUUGCAUUUUCAAAAGGGUACAUUGGGAGUAUGUGAGCCUUUUAAAAUGCUUUUGAAUGUAGAUCCUACUGUGGAUAUGCUGGUAUCUUAGCAAACUCUCUUGGCAAUUUUGAAAAAACACAGUGUACCAUG
Lepidothrix coronata (blue-crowned manakin) is the source of this 4995-nucleotide messenger RNA. Its product is annotated as protein FRA10AC1. The record is from RefSeq and is a predicted model, not a curated record. Gene Ontology annotation, molecular function: phosphatase activity. Lineage: Eukaryota; Metazoa; Chordata; Aves; Passeriformes; Pipridae. Bases 1642 to 2601 code for a protein of 319 amino acids. Gene Ontology annotation, biological process: dephosphorylation. The transcript has 14 exons.